Acanthoscelides obtectus is the source of this 390-nucleotide messenger RNA. The record is from the annotation of a GenBank genome assembly. Lineage: Eukaryota; Metazoa; Arthropoda; Insecta; Coleoptera; Chrysomelidae.
UGUGAUCACUGGGAAUGGAAAUGACCUAUUCUAUUCGUUUAGUGCUGAAUAAAAGUGUGCUGCGCUUAGCAAAUAUUGACAUAGUAGUUAUACCAAUAUUGAAGAUGACCAAGCUGCUACUCUUUACCUUUUUUGCGAUUCUUUUGUGCCUACAUUUUUCACUUUGCCUAGGCCAGCGAGAAGUUGAUCUUUUGAGACGAGUUGAAGAACGACAGGGAGAAUCUGAUUAUGGUCCAGGAAAGUUUGAUCCGCCACCGAUAUUUCCAGGUAAAGAUUAUGUGGAAGACAUUUUUAAUGGCUUAUGGGAAAUCCAGUAAAUUCUUGCGGCCAUGACUGAGCGCUUGAUAAUGAAGUUCUGUAUGUAUGACAAAUAUACUUUAUGAAAACUAA